GACAAGCUCUCUUCAGCCUUGCAGAAAAGUGAACAAUAAAUUGAAGCCUUCUCGAAUCCUAACCAUAUUACACUUUCUUCACUUUGAAUUGAAUCCAUAGUCUCUAUAUUAUCAAUUGGUCAGAUUUUACUCGUUACAGAUAUCCAAACAUACAAAAUGGCCGUAAAUAUCGCUCUAGAAACCACAAUGGGCACCAUAACCCUCGAACUCUACACCUCCCACGCGCCCAAAACCUGCACCAACUUCGAGACUCUGAUCCGGCGCGGCUACUACGACGGCAUAAUCUUCCACCGAAUCAUCCCAAACUUCAUGUUACAAACCGGGGAUCCCACCGGCACCGGACGCGGGGGCAGUUCCAUCUACGGCGAGAAAUUCGCAGACGAGCUAACGCCUCCGCCGGGAAGCAAUCUUCCGAGUCUAAAACACACGGGGGCGGGAAUAUUGUCGAUGGCGAAUUCGGGGCCGAAUACAAAUGGAUCGCAGUUUUUUAUUACGCUGGCGCCGACGCCGUGGUUGGAUGGGAAGCAUACGAUUUUUGGACGGGUGACGAGGGGCAUGGGGACGGUGAAGAGGAUGGGGCUUGUGAAGACGGGGGCGGAGGAUAGGCCGGUGGAGGAGGUGAGGAUUUUGCGGGGGAGGGUUUUGGAGGGGGAGGAGGGGCUGGGUGGGGAGUUGUAGAGGGAAGUGGGUGAGUUGUGAGACGGGUAUUGAUGGGGGAUAAUGGAGGGGGAAUUUA
Molecule: messenger RNA, 736 nt
Organism: Botrytis cinerea B05.10
Lineage: Eukaryota; Fungi; Ascomycota; Leotiomycetes; Helotiales; Sclerotiniaceae
Exons: 2
Coding region: 157-678 (173 amino acids)
Biological process (GO): protein peptidyl-prolyl isomerization
Cellular component (GO): catalytic step 2 spliceosome
Molecular function (GO): peptidyl-prolyl cis-trans isomerase activity
Source: RefSeq, a predicted model, not a curated record